Messenger RNA from Leptonychotes weddellii (Weddell seal), 1561 nucleotides. The record is from RefSeq and is a predicted model, not a curated record. NCBI's taxonomy places the organism in Eukaryota, Metazoa, Chordata, Mammalia, Carnivora, Phocidae.
GCCCUGUCGAAUCAACUGAGAAGGGAUCUGCAGAGCAAACACCAUGAGUAUCUCGGCUCUUGGAAGCAGCUCUAAAGGGAAGCCCCUACCACCAGGUGAGGAAGAACGCAAUAAUGUCCUCAAACAGAUGAAGGUUCGAACCACACUGAAGGGGGACAAGAGCUGGAUCACCAAGCAGGCUGAAUCGGAGGGGCACACUCUAGAGCUGCCCUCUGGUCGGAGUCGUGCCACAUCUUUUUCAUCAGCUGGGGAAGUCCCAAAGGCCAGGCCUCCAAGCACGAGGGCUCCCACUGGCUAUAUCAUCCGGGGAGUGUUCACCAAGCCCAUAGACAGCUCGUGUCAGCCCCAGCAGCACUUCCCCAAGGCCAACGGAGCUCCAAAAAGUGCUACCGGUCUACUGAGAGCAGCUCCUACUGGGCCUCCCCGCCCCUCCUCCUCUGGCUAUAAGAUGACCACUGAGGAUUACAAGAAGCUGGCACCCUACAAUGUCAGACGCAGCUCAGCAUCAGGGGCUGCUGAAGAGGAGGAGGUGCCCUUCUCGUCUGACGAGCAGAAACGGAGGUCAGAGGCUGCAAGCAGUGUGGUGAGGAAGACAGCUCCCCGGGAGCACUCCUAUGUUCUGUCAGCAGCCAAGAAGAGCACCAGCAGCCCUACCCAGGAGAUGCAGGCCCCAUUCAUGGCGAAGAGGGUUGAGGUGGUGGAUGAGGACAGGCCUUCUGAGAAGAGCCAAGACCCACCUACUCCAGCAAGAUCCCCUCCUGGCUCAAACAGUACAAGAGGUGAGGAGAUUGUCCGCCUGCAGAUCAUGACACCUGGGGCAGGACUUCGCCUGAUGGCCCCAGACCUGGAAGGAAUGAGUUCUUCCCCAGGCUCCAAAGACAAAGAGGCUCCCAGCCCUAGAGAGGCCAAGAGAGACUUGUUUGGUGAGGAGGCCUGCAAGAGCCCCAGUCCAGACUCUGAAAGGUCAAGCACACAGUCAAGCGAUGGCAAUGUGGGAUCCAGAGCCAUGAGCUUCCUACCUGAAGGCUUGACUGGAGCAGACAUUGGCUCUGGGAGAGGAGGCUCCAGUGCCACUCUGGCCUCUGCUGGACCAGCUGACUGGAAGAGUGACAGUCCAGCAGACCUGGAUGACAGGGAGGCACACCUGAAGGGCACCUUGCCUGGUUCUGAAGAGAAGAAUGUGGCUGCCAAGGUGGGAGAGACCUUCAAAGGGAUUCUCUUUGUGAAGGAAUACAUGAAUGCUAGUGAGGUAUCCUCCGGGAAGCCAGUGUCUUCAUGCUACAGCAGUAUUAGAUGCACUGAGGACCCAUGUGACAUGGAGAAGAAACCUGCAUGUGACAGCUCUUUGUACUCUAAGAGAACAAGUGGAAGGAUCUGUACUUACUGCAACCAGGAGAUCAGAGACUGUCCAAAGAUUACUCUAGAGCAUCUUGGCAUCUGCUGCCAUGACUACUGCUUUAAGUGUGGGAUUUGCAGUAAACCAAUGGGUGAGCUCCUGGAUCAGAUCUUCAUUCACCGUGACACCAUCCAUUGUGGGAAAUGCUAUGAGAAGCUCUUCUAG